Mugil cephalus (flathead mullet) is the source of this 2778-nucleotide messenger RNA. RefSeq names its product prolyl 3-hydroxylase 3 (gene p3h3). The transcript has 16 exons. The record is from RefSeq and is a predicted model, not a curated record. Gene Ontology annotation, cellular component: endoplasmic reticulum. The coding region runs from base 234 to 2444 and encodes 736 amino acids. Gene Ontology annotation, molecular function: procollagen-proline 3-dioxygenase activity; protein binding; L-ascorbic acid binding. Lineage: Eukaryota; Metazoa; Chordata; Actinopteri; Mugiliformes; Mugilidae. Gene Ontology annotation, biological process: collagen metabolic process.
CUUUACAUCGUUUAAAACAAAUUGGCGCGUUUUAUUUAAUUCAGUUUAAACACAAAAACACUAGCAAGUUGCGUUAACGUGGAGUCGCAUGGAAUACACCACGUGACAUCUGAAAGUUCCUACUCUCCCUCAAACAGGAGGAAACUUUCUCUACUUGGUUUCCUAAACAUUUCCUUAGUCCCUCCUCUUCUCCCAGCUCAUCUGCUCAUUCCGCUGGGGUAGUUUGUGGGACCAUGGCGCUCCUCUCCCAGUAUUUCACUGUAUACGUGGCGUUCAUUUUUGUUUCUCCGUCAUUAUUAAGUUUUUCUUCAGCAGUUUCUGGCGCAGUCCGCUCCAAUGUGCUGUCGCUCCUGCAGCCGUAUGAUUUUCUGUAUUACAGCGGGGUACGGUCAUACUUUGGUGAGGAGUGGGCGAAGGCUGCGGAGCUGCUGGAGAAAUCCAUCUGGACCAAGGAGACUCUGUUCCGAGUCCGCAGACAGUGUCACGAUGAGUGUUUGGAAGCAGGGGCAGAGGCUAUGAGUAAACUAGACUCUGAAGUGGGGAGUCUAUGGGACCUCUGGGCCUUGGACUGGGUCCAGAAGAAAGCUGAAUGUUUGAGGUUCUGCGUUGGACGCUCUGUCACGCAUGUUGGGCAGCUCCCUGUUUCUACUGACAUAGAGUAUGAAUUCAGCACUCGCAACCCGUAUAACUUCCUGCAAGUCACAUACUACAAGAUGGAGAAGUUACAGAAGGCAGCAUCAGCUGCGCACACCUACUUCGUGGCCAACCCCAGCCACCUGGAGAUGAGGAAUAACAUUGAGAAAUACAGGCGGAUGGAAGGUGUGACUGAGGAAGAUUUCCAGGACAGAGAGGCUGAGAGUGAGAAACACUGGGUGCUGUAUGACGCUGCUCUCCAGCACGAGGCCUCCUCUGACUGGGUGCAAGCAGCAGAGAAAUGGAAAGCCUGCGUGAAUGAAACCCUGCGGCAGACAGAGGAGUGCAGGGUGCAGUGUGAGGUUGCCUCCCAGCGGCUGCCCGAGGACAGAGGAGUGGACAGUGUUGACGGCGCGUUUGAGAAGGCUGCAACUCUCUCCCUCAACCUGCUCGCUUGCCGGCAGUCCUGUGUGACUCAGGUGGCCGUACGACCUGGAAGGAUUUCCGCUCAGGAGGACUACCUGCCCACACAGCUUGAACAUCUGCACAUCGCACAGUUUAAAGCCGGUGAUAUUAGUGGAGCUUUGCAGACCCUUCGCUCGCUGCUUCUUUUUUACCCCUCUGACCAGGACUCCUUAGACAACCUGCAGCUCUACUAUGAAACACUAGGGGGAGACACAGAGUCACAGGGCACACAACCGCUUCAGGAGCUCGUCAGAUACAUCAGUCGCUCUUUGCAGGAGAAGAAGCUGCUGUAUUUCGGCAUGGAGAGCCUUGACUUCACGUUCACUGACCCAGAUCUCUGGACCCCAGAAGACGUUGUACCUGAAUCUCUAAGAGGAAUUUGGAGGGCUGAAAAAGAGAAAAUAAAUGAGAAGAUUAAAAAGGGAGAGCUGCAGGAGGAAGUGGAUGACAGUGGUUUCUUUGCAGGGGGCCCAGUCCCUCAGGUGGGUGUGACCAUCACAAUGGACGACGAGGUUCUGAACGGGACUAAUCGCGUCGUCCUCGAUGGAGUCAUGACCGAGAAGGAGUGUGCUAGAAUACUGCAGUUAGCAAAAGUUGCAGCGGCUGUUGGAGACGGUUACCGGGGGAGACGGUCUCCGCACACGCCUCAUGAGACGUUUGAAGGUCUGACUGUCCUCAGGGCUCUAAAGCUGUCUCAGGACGGCCUCGUGAACCAGUCAGACGCACGGCUGUUACAUGAGCUGGGUGAAAGAGCGAAAGUCCUGCUGCACUCCUACUUCAGGAGCCCCUCGGGACUUUUCAUCUCUUUCACACACCUGGUCUGCCGCAGCGCUGUAGCAGGUCAUCAGGAGGGCAGGUUGGACCUGUCUCACCCUGUCCACGUUGACAACUGUCUGCUUGAGCCAGAGACCAAUCAGUGCUGGAGGGAACCGCCCGCGUUCAUACACAGAGACCUUAGUGCCGUCCUCUACCUGAAUGACAACUUUGAUGGGGGAGAGUUGUUCUUCACAAACAGAGAUGCCAAGACAGUGACAGCUCGAGUGAAACCCAGCUGUGGCCGACUGGUGGGCUUCUCCUCGGGUCCCGUGAAUCCCCACGGUGUUACCGCGGUGACCAGCGGCCGGCGGUGCGCACUGGCCCUGUGGUUCACAAAGGAGAAGCUCUACAGGGACAUGGAGCGAGAGGAGGCCGAGGCCAUGUGGGAAGCUGAUGGACAGGGUGUGGUGAAAAAGGACGAGGACCAGACAAAGGGCAGCGCCCCCUCUGGACGGAACGGUCGAAGCCAGACAACGACGGAGAGGAGCAGGGGGAGAGGCAGGGUGCUGGGGGCUAAGGAUGAGCUGUGAGAGUUAAAAAAAACCCUGACAGACUGAAAGUGGAAUACAUUUUCGUUUGCAUCCAGUCUGGUGGAUGCAGUUCACCAUCCUAUAACAGGCCCAAACUCCAUCUCCAUUUCACCACUCCAUUCGUACGAGACCUUCUCUUCAUAUUGCUGCCUUUUCGUGUAAAGUUUGCUGUGUGUAUAUACUGUGCUUAUACUGUAUAUGAUGAAGGUAAGUGAGGGGAAACGGUGUCUUUUCCUCUCUAUCUAUUGUCAACCUGUACGUUUGUAUGAGAAACUUUACUGACCAGUCGCUGCCUUUUAAAAAUGAAGAGAAUAAAAUAAGAAUUGUGACCUUU